AUGAAGGUCGCCAAUGUCCUCUCCUCUCUGUUGGGAGUUGGUCUCCUGUCCGCCGACGCCGUCUUGGCCAAGGACAGACGCCGUGUCGGUGUCGAGAUCAAGAGCCCUCUCAAAGGCGUCAACUUCCAGCGCAUCAAGGCCUUUCGUGAGGCUGCCCCUGAUGAGGUCUCAGGCCGCACCCAGAAACUAAAGCCAUUCCAUGGCAGAAUCACCGGCCACAACGCCGCCACUGCCUUGGGCGCUGCCCAGCCUCGAGAUCUCUCUUCCAGCUACCAGAACAUCACAGCCUUGUCUCCUUGGGGUACUCAAUAUGCUGUCGAGGUCACCUGGGACGGCAAGCUCAUCAACAUGAUCUUCGACACCGGCAGCAGCGACACCUGGGCCACCAGUUCCAAUCUGACGUGUACCAACCUGUCAGGCACUGCUGUCUAUUCCCCUGAAUCUUGCGGCUUUGGACCGGACAAGAUUAACGACUUCAAAUAUGGCCCCGUCGAGGAUGUCCACUUCGCCUUGAGCUACGGUUCUGGCGAGCGAGUGUCCGGCCCCAUGGGUUACAGUGACAUCGAGGUGGCCGGCAUCGUCGUCAAACAACAGCAGGUCGGCCUGGCCAACAAGACGUACUGGAUGGGCAACAACUACACCAACGGUGUUCUCGGUCUUGCCUAUCCCUCGAUCACUAGUGCUUUCACUGGCGACAUGAAUGAGGAUCGCCCUGCCUUCCAGGUUCCAUACUCGCCCUUCUUUACCAGCAUGGUUCAGCAAGGACUCUCUUCAGACGCCUUCAGCGUUUCUCUCGUCCGCAAUUCGUCUGGCGUAAUUGGAUGGGGUGGCCGCACUGGUCUGCCAAUCACUGGCCCCACGGCCUACACCGAUCUCAUCAUUACCAGCAUCAACUCACAGCGUCCCGACGGUAGCUGGCAAUACUCAUACUACACCAUCCUCGUCGAUGGCUUGCGUUGGGGAUCCACGAGCGACACCAAGAAGUACCUGUACAUUGUCGACACUGGCACGACGCUCAUGUACGUGCCUCCGCCCACAGCCGAGGCUAUUGCCAGAUCUUUCUCCCCCAGUGCCAUCUACUUAUUCCAGUAUGGCGGAUACUUCGCCCCUUGUGAUGCCAUUGCUCCCAAGAUAGCCGUCAUCAUCGAAGGCGCAAGCUUCUUCAUCAACCCUGUGGAUCUCAUCUACCGCGGACUGGUGGACCCUCUCACGGGUUACUGCCAGAUUGGUAUUACUACCGGUGGCAAGGGUCCGUACAUCCUGGGUUCAGUCUUCCUACACAAUGUCGAAGCCUACUUUGACGUUGGUGCUGGUCAGGUUCGCUUCUACGGUCGCGAAACCUACGGUGCCACUCCUCAGCUCCCCGAGAAGUAG
Molecule: messenger RNA, 1374 nt
Organism: Colletotrichum tamarilloi
Lineage: Eukaryota; Fungi; Ascomycota; Sordariomycetes; Glomerellales; Glomerellaceae
Product: eukaryotic aspartyl protease
Exons: 2
Coding region: 1-1374 (457 amino acids)
Biological process (GO): proteolysis
Cellular component (GO): fungal-type vacuole
Molecular function (GO): aspartic-type endopeptidase activity
Source: RefSeq, a predicted model, not a curated record